Messenger RNA from Drosophila ficusphila, 1682 nucleotides. Its product is annotated as prolyl 4-hydroxylase subunit alpha-1. Gene Ontology annotation, cellular component: endoplasmic reticulum. Bases 16 to 1518 code for a protein of 500 amino acids. The record is from RefSeq and is a predicted model, not a curated record. The transcript has 7 exons. Gene Ontology annotation, biological process: peptidyl-proline hydroxylation to 4-hydroxy-L-proline. Gene Ontology annotation, molecular function: protein binding; procollagen-proline 4-dioxygenase activity; iron ion binding. NCBI's taxonomy places the organism in Eukaryota, Metazoa, Arthropoda, Insecta, Diptera, Drosophilidae.
AUCAUCAGUUUGACAAUGAUGCUGCCCAGAAUAGUCCACGUUUUUUUACUGGCUCUUUUAAGUCGGUCAGUCAGAGGCUUUGAAAACUUAAGCAAACGCAGAGAGUUUCUUCUCGCAGAAUCUGCGAAAAUAAAUUUAAUGCGAUUGGAUAGCGAGUUGAUCGAUAAUCUAGAAAAAUACGCCGAAAAGAUUGAGGAAAAGGUUUCCAAACUUCAAAGACUAGCUCAGGAGUUAAGAGAACCCUUGGAGGCUGCAAAAGGUAGGGAAGAGGAGUACUUGGGCAACCCACUUCACAGUUUUCCACUCAUCCGACACUUGUACCAGGAUUGGAACUAUCUGGAGGAGUUCAUGAAGAAGCCGGUGGGGGAAGAAAAUAUGCAGUUUUUGAAGCGGAGGCUAACCGAACUGCCCUGGCAGGUGGAUACCGAGGAUGCCACAACCGCCGUGUUCCGGAUUGCAGAAACCUAUGGUAUGAGGCCUCAUGAGAUGGCCCAAGGUCUUAUCGACAAUGUCAGCCUUGAGCCCUCACUUUCGGCUCUAGAUUGCUUCGAGAUCGCCAAGUUGUACUUCAAGUGGGGGUUUUUCAGUGAGGCCCAUAAUUGGUUGGUCAACGCCAAAACUCGGAUGGAAGAGGCCUACUCGGAAGUCCAUGGGGUGCUUGGGCUGACUCUCAAGGACGUGGUCUUGUUGCAGGCCCGCUGUUUGGUGGAGUGGGGUUACAAGGAAGAUGCCAACGAAGUGUUGCUGGAGCACCCUGAUCUGGCAGAGAACUCGACAAGUUUGCUUGCCCAAUUUUCGGCCAACCCCUACAGCGCAGAAGAUUUGUCCCCCCUCAUGAAUAGCAACUACAAAACGUUAUGUCAAUCCACCCCCAAAUGUCGAUAUCCCCCGAAGCCCUCAAGACUUUCAUGUCGUUACAACACGACCACCUCACCUUAUUCGAUCUUAGCUCCACUUAAAUUGGAGGAGAUCUCCUUAAGACCCUUUAUAGCAGUAUACCACGACAUACUGUCGGAAAAGGAUAUCGGGCAGCUAACGCGAUUGGCCGAGUCACAGCUGAACACAAGCAAUGUGUUAGAAAAUGAGGUGGAUGAGUUAAGAAGCCACGGACGCAUCGCUUUGGAAAUCCCUGUACCUCACUUCGAAAUAAACCCAUCUGGAAAUCCAGUGAUAAACAGUCUGACCCAACGGAUACAAGAUAUCACCGGAAAGAAAAUCCGAGACAGAUAUCCUGUCAAAUUGAUUAAGCACGGAUUCGGAACUCGCAUGGAUUUACCUUACAAUUUUAACACGUCGAAUCUGGAUAGUACGUUACAAGCUGGACGGAUUGCCACCCUUGUCUUAUUUUUGAAUGAUGCCCCACAUGGCGGUAGUACUGUCUUUCCGCUCAUAAAUGCCAAGGUGCCCGCGGAGAAAGGUCAAGCUCUAUUCUACUACACUGAGACGAAAACUUUAAACGCUGCCUGUCCCGUUUUUCACGGCUCCAAGCUGGCAUUGGCAGCCGGGAUCAGAGUGUAAUUAAUCUAUAUACACGAUGAAAAUUGAUCAUAUUUCCAAUAGCCCUUUGUGUCACAAUGAACGACUGGAAUUACAUUUACAUUAAUCAUCAACCAUUUAAAAAUGUUUAUAUAUAAUAAAAGAAAGGUCAAAAUACAAUUAAAGUCUCUACUAAAAUAAAACAA